Molecule: messenger RNA, 3479 nt
Organism: Paramormyrops kingsleyae
Lineage: Eukaryota; Metazoa; Chordata; Actinopteri; Osteoglossiformes; Mormyridae
Biological process (GO): protein phosphorylation
Molecular function (GO): ATP binding; protein kinase activity
Source: RefSeq, a predicted model, not a curated record
ACAGAGUGUAACUGGUUCUGAAAUUCACAACAAGCGACACAAAGGACAAGGCAAAAGAUUAGGACUACAUGUAUUUUGUAUUUUAGAUGUGUCGGGUCAAUCAGGCAGGAUGGUUAGAAUAUUUGUGUACUGCAGUUAAUGUGAUUAUGACGAUGACCUUUUAUUAUUCUUCAUCAUACUAGAUAUUACGGCUUCCAAUAGAUAACGGCAAGCAGCCGCUGUCUGUGUGUGCGAGAGAGAGAGAGAGAGAGAGAGAGAGAGAGAGAGAGAUCAGCCCGUGCCAAUAAUGCAAUUUCACUUAAGGAGGGAGAGAGAUUUUCUCUUUAAUAUAAAAACAGUUUAUUGACGGAGGACGAUGGACUGACAAACUGAUUCAAGGCGAACUUUCACCGGACACGCGCGAAUUUGUCAUUUAACGCCAAAAGGAUUGUAUUCGAUCUAUUAUUAAUGAUACAUUAAUUCAGUCUGUAAUAAUAACAGUAAUAACUGCUAAUUCUUAAUAACUGAUAAACAUUUACUGUUAGGUUUGUACACAUCUACUAAUCAAUUAAGCACCCAGUGUUCUUCGUGAGAACUGAAUCUCCAGGUGUACGUCAUCAUGGCAUUUGGGUGCCUCACCCUGUGGGACAGACGGAACUGCAGCAGCCUGUCAGAUGUAACAGAAAAAUAUGAGAUUGGACACACACUCAGGGUGAAAGAGUUUUGUGAGCUCUGCGUGGCAAAGGAGCGGCUUACCAGCAAGGUCUUCUUCUGCAAGAAAUUCCUCAAGAAAGAUGGAAAGAAAGUGCGCAAAGCAGCUAAGAAUGAGAUCAUGAUUCUGAACAUGGUGAGGCACCCUAAUAUACUACAACUGAUUGAUACAUUUGAGACCAGGAAGGAAUACUUCAUUAUGCAAGAGUUGGCUACAGGGGGCGACGUGUUUGACUGGAUUCUGGACCAGGGAAACUACACUGAGAGGGACGCCUCCUGUGUCAUCCGGCAGGUGCUGGAGGCCGCGUCCUACCUACACUCACUCAGCAUCGUCCACAGGAACCUGAAGCUGGAGAAUCUUAUAUAUUACACAGAAAAUAACCACAACAAAGUGGUACUCCGCGACUUCUACUUGUCGAGGUUUGAAAAUAACGGUAUCACAGAGCCGUGUGGCACCCCUGAGUACCUGGCACCCGAAGUCGUGGCCCGGCGUCGGUAUGGUUGCCCGAUUGACUGCUGGGCUGUUGGUGUCAUCAUGUUCAUACUCUUGUCUGGAAAUCCUCCAUUCUACGACGAAACCGAGGAAGACGACACCGAUCAGCACAACCGCAUACUCUUCCGUCGUAUCGUGGCUGGAGAGUUUGAGUUUGACUCCCCCUACUGGGAUGACAUAUCUCCUGCAGCAAAAGAACUCGUGUGCAAGUUGAUGGAGGUGGACCCCAUGCUGAGAGUCACAGCGCAGAAUGCUUUGACUCAUGACUGGAUCGCAGGCCAGGGGGCCUCGGAAAAAAAUCUGAGAGACGGAGUUUGCGCCCAAUUCAAGAAAAACUUUGCCAAAGCCAAAUGGAGGAAAGCGAUUCGCGUCACUACCUUCAUGCAGCGGCUCCGCUCCAUGGAGUCCAGCGGAGGGCCGGGUGAUGAAGACGGUGGAGCAGAGGUUGGGAAUGAAGUAGAAGGGAAGGUGGACAUGGAGGAGGUGGCUUCAGGGAGCACCGUAGAACUUUCCCAAGGAGGGCAGUCUGAAAGCAAAGCCAUUGCCGAAAAAGAGGAGGAGGGAGGUGAAAAUGGGGAUGUGGAAAAGGUAAGAGGAGGCACAUGCUGUGGAGGUACAGGAGAUGGUGGUGCAGGAGAAAUCUGCUCAACAAAACCACAGGCCUUGCUGAAAUCAAUGGGUGAAGGGGCAGACACGGACAGUGAUGGGGGGAAGAAGGAAACAGUGACAGGCAUGGAAGAAGCACCGCUUGCUGGGAAAGAAAAGCAAGACCCACAAAAAAUGUCAUCACCUCCUGACCGUGCGAUGGUGUCAGAUCACAGAGCAUCCAGUGCCCAUCAGAAGACCUACAACAGCGAGGGGAUGAAGGAUUCAUGCGGUGCAGUGACCCAGAACUGCCAAAAGAGGGAGCCAGUGAUCUCUCCACAACUGAAUGAUUGCUCAGGGCCUACUGCAAUGACAGUGACUCCAACAGCAGUUCAGAAGAUACCAUCGCUGGCAGAUAAGAAGAUGCCAGAUGUGUCUACAGGAAGCUGCUGCCAGUCGCAGCUUCCUGGGGCCAUGCCAGAAAAGGGAAUUUCACUGAACGGGUCUAAAGAUCUGAAAGGAAAAAGCAGCGAUGCUGGUGAAGAUGGAGGGGACCUUAAACUGAGCAUGAGCACCAGAAAAGGUGAAAAUUCCUGCACGUUAGCAGGUUCUCCAGGACUUGAGGACAAUAAUGACGCAUCAGGUCAGAAACAGGGUGAGAUGCCAAGCCCGGGCCAUCGCCGCUCCCCUUGUCCCAGUGGUGCUACGUCUCUCGAUUUGGGGAAGGCAGCGGGAAGAAGCAGCGACUGGCAGAUGGACAGCGCCAUCGAGCAGAUCGAGAAGCACAUGGCAGCGGUGUUCGAAAAAAUGGAGGAGGACCUUCCCUCCCUACUGGAUGACAUUGCUGAGCCCCCCAAGAGAGGCACCUAGUCCCUCCCCAUCUCAGCUAUGUACAGAGGACCAAACUGUUCCCUCACUACUCUUGGCCUCUCAUCAAAGUCCUCUAACCCCCCCAGCCAGACACCCCCUCAACCCUCACAACCCCACCCCAAGUAAUCCCUAGUGGUCUCAAGAUAAAAAAAGAUCCCUCAUAACUUACAGGAAGGCCAGGGGUAGAUAAGUCUGAAACUGGAGUGCCAGUGUUCAGCAGCUUUUCCAUCCUACCUGGUGUCUGAGGAACCACACCAGGUCUCAGGCAGAUAGUAACUCAUAAGGUAGGAUAGAAAACCUGCUGGAUACCGGCCCUCCAGAAUCUGGGUUGCCUACCCCUGACCUAGCCAGUCUCCAGGAAGACCUAUGGUGGACAGAGACCGUACUAAGAGGCCCAUGUACAUAAAACACAUUUAAGCACACAAAACACCGGCGACCGAAGAAGCAUGCACGUGAAACAUGCACGAAAAAAAACAAGUGCACACAGACAAAAUGUACAAAUACAUGCAAAUUAUUUUUUGCAUCGCAGACUUUAAGAUGGUGUCGUCAUGCUCCGGUGUGAAGAAUAAACUUUCCACGGCAGCUGCCUGCUUUAAGACGCCGAGAGCUCAGCGUGUCGUCCUGUAUUCAGGGAAGAUCUGAAAACAGCUUUGAGAGAACAUAUCAACUGGUGCAAGCAGCAAGCUGUCAAUUACAGACAGGCAAACCUUAAUAUAGAGACAUAUUUUAAAAAGGAAAUAUGAAAAUACAUAAAACAGGCUUUCAUAGUAACAUAUUAUUUCCAAGUCUCCAGCUUACAUAUUCUGUGUAUAUAAAAAUUGCCAAAUGAAAAUAUGGCGGG